Messenger RNA from Danio aesculapii, 2071 nucleotides. RefSeq names its product neurexophilin 1 (gene nxph1). The transcript has 2 exons. The coding region runs from base 325 to 1143 and encodes 272 amino acids. NCBI's taxonomy places the organism in Eukaryota, Metazoa, Chordata, Actinopteri, Cypriniformes, Danionidae. Gene Ontology annotation, molecular function: signaling receptor binding. The record is from RefSeq and is a predicted model, not a curated record.
GCCUGAAAAGCCCCUGUCCUUGUUUCUAAGAGGACUUACGCCGCAGUCACUCCAGGCAGAGAGACCAGCGAGCAUCUCCCAUGACAUCUUAAUGAAAUAUGACUGUGCUUCACUCCUUCACUGGAUUAAUGCCUAUUUAAGCGUGCAUUCGCGCUCUCCCUCCCUUAUUUGUGUCCAAGUUUAAAGCCUAUUCUGUGGUCAUGGGGUCUAUAAUGUCAUUUUUGCCUAGGCUAAAGGUCUAAAGCGGAUACCAAGUGGAUCUAUGUUCCUUACAGACAAAAGAAACAGCGCAGGGAAAUUAGUGGAAGUUUGAGAGAAGGGAGAAUGCGGGCGACGUGUUGGUGUGCCGUGUUUCUCCUCACUCCGGUGGUCUACCUGGUUUCAAGCGCCCACGGUUCUGUCCCGGGGAAGUCGGAGCUGCUCAAAUCAGGGAGCCCCAAGUCAACGCUAAAGCAUAUAUGGACAGAAAGCAGUAAGGACUUGUCCAUCAGUCGACUUCUGUCACAGACUCUCCAUGGGAAGGAAAAUGCAACAGCCCUGGAUCUGCACUAUGACACUCCAGAGCCCUACUCGGAGCAGGACCUGUGGGACUGGCUGAGGAAUACCACGGACCCGCAGGACUCCAGGCCUCGAGCCAAACGGCGGCCGAUGGUCAAGACGGGCAAGUUCAAGAAAAUGUUUGGCUGGGGAGAUUUCCACUCCAACAUUAAAACAGUGAAGCUCAACCUCCUGAUCACCGGCAAGAUCGUCGAUCACGGUAACGGCACCUUCAGCGUCUACUUCCGCCAUAACUCCACGGGCCAAGGCAACGUGUCCGUCAGCCUGGUCCCGCCUACCAAAAUCGUUGAGUUUGACUUGACAGCCCAGCAGUCGGUCAUCGACGCCAAGGAUUCCAAGUCCUUCAACUGCCGCAUCGAGUACGAGAAGGUGGAGAGGGGCUCCAAGAACACACUCUGCAACUUCGACCCAUCCAAGACAUGUUUCCAGGAGCAGACGCAAAGCCACGUGUCCUGGCUCUGCUCGAAGCCCUUCAAAGUCAUUUGCAUUUACAUCUCCUUCUACAGCACCGACUACAAGCUAGUGCAGAAAGUCUGCCCAGAUUAUAACUACCACAGCGAUACUCCUUACUUCCCCUCUGGCUGAAGGUAGCCGUUAAUCCAUAUGAAGGACAACAAGAGGCAAAGGAUGGAGCUCUCUCCCCAUCCACUACAAAUACAUGUUCCCUGUACCUUCCAUACCAUGCAUCCAAGGCCCGGAUCUAUUCAAAUGAAGAGAAGAAUUUGGCUAUUUGCACAAGUACCACAUGAAAACUCUCCUUAGUUUUAUCACACAGAAUCCUUUAAGUUAUGGGGUUGAUUAAUUUAUUCUUUAUAUCUUUUAAUGUUCUUAGCAUAUUGUUUUACCACCGAGGUGUGCUUUUAUGACCAUGUAAACUCCCAGUUUUUGUCUUGUGUUGUUCUGUUAUACUUUAGAGAUGUGUAAGUAUCUUAUUUCUCUUGUUGUUUUAUUUUUAAUUAGUUUAUUUGUACGAGUAUGUUUCAUAGAACAGCCAAAAGGCCACAAGGGUGUAGAUAUAGUAGGAAUUUUUUCGUUUAGAUGGUAGAAGCAAUGUCGGAGGAGAAUUACUCACAAUCAGAAUCACAACGUUCCCUCCACCUACAAACUUUUUAGCCCUGGAGUCCCCACACGUUAUUCCUCAAAGCCCCAAAGGCCCAAAGAUGAGGAGAAUGGCUUUGUUCUGCUGGUUAUGAGCAGGCCUUAACUACAGGCAUGUUUUCUACCUAUUACGAAGCAGCUGUACUGUAAUAAUUGCGGAUUGUUCGGCCCGAGCCGUCUCCUGUAGUUUAAUAAGAUCCAGAAAUGGAUGGAGGGCUUGCUCAUUGUCACUUAUAAUACACUGUAAUGUAAUGAAUUCUGUAUCCUAGAGCCUAAUUUGUAUGAAUGGUUUGUAUUGUACAUAGUUGAUCCCGAUGGAGCUGCUUCUGUAUAUGCCUUCAUUCAUUGUCUGUUAACCCAAAACCCUACACUCUCUAUCAGAAAACCCCAUCCCAUAUAUGCUUGUUCUCAGUUC